This is a messenger RNA of Dendroctonus ponderosae (mountain pine beetle), 3785 nucleotides long. RefSeq lists its product as uncharacterized. The record is from RefSeq and is a predicted model, not a curated record. NCBI's taxonomy places the organism in Eukaryota, Metazoa, Arthropoda, Insecta, Coleoptera, Curculionidae. Gene Ontology annotation, molecular function: channel regulator activity; voltage-gated calcium channel activity. The coding region runs from base 254 to 1147 and encodes 297 amino acids. Gene Ontology annotation, biological process: transmission of nerve impulse; regulation of AMPA receptor activity; postsynaptic neurotransmitter receptor diffusion trapping. Gene Ontology annotation, cellular component: AMPA glutamate receptor complex; postsynaptic density membrane. The transcript is spliced from 5 exons.
UUGCUAAAUAAUACUUGCUUGAAAAGGGCUCAUUUAUUAUGUUCCGUAUUAAAAAAAACAUAUUAAAUUACCGGGCUUCUGUUAAUCAUUUCUGCUAACAUUUUCUUUAAUUCCAGCUGGUGAAGACGAGUACGCCUGCAAACGAAUCGAUUAUUUCGCUCAAGAUUACAGUCCAGACCUCAAAGAUUCAACGUUAGUUAUUCCAUAUGUUGUUUCAAAAGCUGCCAUYUUUUUUCUGCUGGCAGGAUCRAUCAUGAUUGCAGCYUUUAUGUGUUGCAUGCUUGGUCAAUGCGUUAGAUAUAGAGGAAUAUAUACUUUUAUAUCCGGUUUACUAUUUAUAUUYACAGGGUUGAUAAUGCUACUAGGUCUCAUAGUGUAUAUAUCUGUGUUCAAAGCAGAAGUGGGUAGUAAACUUAGGCCGCAGUCCCAAAUAAGGCCACCACUGUUCGAAUACCGAUACGGAUACUCAUUCCUACUGUACGCCUUUGGACUGUCCUCUGUAAAUUUAACGGGAACUGGCUGUAUUUUUUUAUUUAUAUAUAGAGUAAGGUACCAUUGGAGAAGGAAACAAAUCGACGAGCUGAGGAAGGGAAAUAGAACGCCUUCGAUACCAAACUUACAUAGAACUAUAGAGCCUCCAAUGCCUGUAGAGUAUCCAUGCAGGAGACAUCCUUAUUACUACGUUAACUCGAAUAGUACCGUUACGUUCCCCAGAAGUCCAGCAAGAAAUAUGUACCACAUGUCACCUAAGGAUAGUACCCAUGAGUCGCCUUGCACACUGCACCGAUCUCGUUUCCACCAAUCAACGCCCUCACUGAAAGAUGUCUCAGCGUCUUUCUAUGACUUUCCCCCACCGCCGACAAUUUCGUAUCAGUUCGACGAAAGAUUCACCAAUCGCGAGCGCGGAUUAUCCCGUGACGUCACCCUGAACACUGUCAACACAGUGUCGACGACUGCCGAUGUCAAUCUGGAUGAUUUGCCCGAACCGUACUUUGACGAUUAUUCGCCAAGUUUGCCGCAGGAGUUCGUUACUUUCGAUCUGGAUCAGCCGUUACCGAUCAGAGCUCAAAGUAUUGUGAGUAUAAGUUCGCGUGGUGGUAGUCGAAAAACGUUUGAAAAUGAUGCCAGAAGGACUACACCAGUGUAGAAGUUAAGCUCGGAUUAGAUUUAAGUUUCUAUAUACAAGUCGAUGGUUUGGGUUUUUGGUUCAGGUUUCUGAUCUAAAUUCCAGAUUUGAUUGAUCUGCAGCGUUAUUCAUUGGCUUUGGGUAGUGAAGGUUCUUUUUUAUGAACUGAAUUGUAAAAACACUGAAGACAAGUAGGUAUAAAUUAAUAAUCACUCAAAAAAUAUGCAAGUUAAGAUCAAAUUUUACCAAAUCAACUAAACCAAAAUAUAUCUCAAACAUGCGGCAUGCCGCUAAAAGUUUUAUAAAAAUUUAAUUUAUAGAUAACGUUCUGGUACUUUCAUCAAUCAAUCAACUUUAUGUAUUAAGACUGAUUGAUUUUGCAAAAAUAAGUAUCAAAUGCUUGCGCUCGUUUCUAAAAUUCUCAAAAUUGAAACAAUAUAAAUAUGGAAUGAAACUGAUUGAUUUUUAAUCAAAUACAAAUGUUCAAAUUCAUUCAUCAAAAGCAGAUGUGGUCUGUUUGGCACCCAAAACAAUAAAAAAAUCACUUCUCCAAAAACACACUUUCUGUAGAUGUAUGUAACAAAACGUGUUGGAUUAUGUUAGAUGAAAGUUACAUUCAUAAAUUAGUUUAAUUUCCGAAACGCGUAAAGAUAUACAGGGUGCCCUGAAAACACAUGAUCAGAAGGAUACUGUGACAUUCUUUGGUUCAUACGAAGACGAUCUGACCUAAAUUUUAUUCAGAAAAAGGCUACGUAAAAAUUACCGAGACACCUUUUCAUGCAUGUUUAUAAGUUUCAAUUGUUAAACAAAAAUUAUAGCACUUCGGGCAUUGGAAAGCUGGUGAUAAUAAUUCAUCCUAUGCACCAAGUUGAUAUUUAGUACAUUUUUAAAGUUUGAUUUGUUUUCAACGUAAAAAUUGCUUAAAAUGUGUAUCAUUCACUUGUUUGUUGAAUCCCAGUUUGUCGUAGUGAUUGGAUAUUUUAUAAUCUCCAACGCAAACAUACAAAAUAUGUGCAUUUCAAUAUCCUAGAUAAAAAAUUUCUAUUGAUUCAUCGUGUGUGCUUUUCUUAGUGUCUCCCGAUCCAAAUAUUGGCGCUUUUGUUUACCCAAAUCAAAAUGAUUAAUAGAAUUUCGGUUUAGUAUCUUUAAUAUUAAGUAAAACUUCCAAUAAAAAUUAUAUUUUAGUUCGUAAAAUUCAAGCAUUAAAAAAACCCCAGACUUUGCUUUGAUUAUUAUGCAAUGUCUGAUGUAACUUCAUGAAAUUUAUUUUCCUGCUUAAAUGAGGAAAAUCAAUUAACUUGAAGAGUAAAACCAGUAUAUUUUCAAAACACCUUAAUAAAGAUGCCGUUAACAUAUGGAAUAAAACAUGUAUAUAUUUAUAUAGACCGCUGGCAGAAUUUUAAAAUAUAUACCAAAAUUCGAUCAAGAUGUUCCAGAUUUUGUGAACAGAAACCCAAAAGUAUUUUUAAAUUUCGUACCAAAUCGUAUCAUCAAUAUUGUUUUCUCAUUACUCCCUAAAUAUAACGUAAUAAAGCCAAGUGAGCUUUAAGCAUUAAAUGUUGACCUCACGUCAACCGAUUUUCUUGGAAAUUCUUAAAUUCCGUGGCGUAAUACACAGUUACGUGAAAGUACAAUUCAAUUGCCCAAUAUCCAAUUUUAAUGAUCAGGCUUAAUUUAAGGUGAUCUUGCAUGACAUAAAUAGUUGAUUAAAACAAUCUUUUAUUUUCAAUUAUAAUUAUUAGAGGAAGUAAUACGCUUUUGUAAGUUAAAUUUAUCAAUAGCAAUGUCUGUAUUUUUGGAAUGAGACGAGAUAAUUGGCUUACAUUGUAUAUGUAUGCAUAUGAGUAGAUGUGAAAUUGAUGACUUGUCCAAAUAGAUUUCAUUAUCCUUAUUACAGCUGUUUCAAAAAGGAAAUAUUUUACAAAAGAUGUGGUUAUUGUUGACGAUUUUCUAGUUAGACUUAGGCAAAAAACAAUGACAUAAGUUAUUUACGUCUCACUUGGUUUUAUCUGGACUUUAAAAACCAAAAACAAAACCGGUGGAUACUUGAGUAUUCCGCAGCUGAUUUCUUGAGCGUUUUUUUCUGUUGUUGAAACGUUUUUUGUAAAAGUAUAAUGACUAAAACUGUGUCAAAAUGUCUUACAUAUCGUAAUAAUAAUUAGCAUUCGUUUUCAAUUGAUCCCACAUUGAAAAAUCGCACCUAAACUUAGUGAAAUUUAUAGAAAACACCAAUCAGUGGCAUAAUGUGCCAUUUGUAAAUAGUUAUUUUAAUAAGCACAGGAAAAAUCCGUGAUGAUACGAAAUUGUCUUCAGUUUUUGAGGAAGCUCUAAACAGUUACGAAACAUUGUUAGAUGCAUUCUGCUUUCAAGGGUAGGAGAUAUUAAUCUUGCCGCAGUGUGUUUAUAAAUUUCACUAAGCUUUACCUCGAUAAACAGCAUAUUGUUUGUAUACUAGGAGAAACAUGUUAUUUUAGCUGGUUAAACAGUCGUUGUUACCUAAAUAAAAUUUUAAUUAAGUAUAGUGAAUUCAUUGUUAAUAAUAAUGAUUACAAUGAAAAAACAUGCCAUGUAUUACAUGAACUGUAUAUAGUAUGAAUGACAUGUUAUUUCCAUGUUACACAUGACUAUAUUCUAAAUAAAACUUAUACCGAAUUUCGAA